Molecule: messenger RNA, 1728 nt
Organism: Humulus lupulus (European hop)
Lineage: Eukaryota; Viridiplantae; Streptophyta; Magnoliopsida; Rosales; Cannabaceae
Product: putative Peroxidase 48
Exons: 4
Coding region: 325-1512 (395 amino acids)
Biological process (GO): hydrogen peroxide catabolic process; response to oxidative stress
Cellular component (GO): plant-type cell wall; plasmodesma
Molecular function (GO): peroxidase activity; heme binding
Source: RefSeq, a predicted model, not a curated record
GAGUCCAAAAAUUUGCAAUCUUUAGAUAUUUUCAUCCCUAGUCCCCUUCAUUCUUACCGAAUAAAAAUAAAGAAAGGAUGGAAACAUCAAUCCACCCCCUCUCAAUCCACCCCUCUUCCAAUCCACCCGUCGUGGUUGUUCCGUAAUUUCGCACGACUUUUCCCGCUAUCCGUCUCUGAUAAAAGCUUAGCCAGCUCUAUUCCAACUUAACCAUAAAAACGAACAAAUCAGAAUCUAUAGUAUUCAAAAUCCAAAAGCCUUGAGGAAAACCAAGAAACCAGAGCGAAAAAGAAGAAGAAAACCCUUUUCUUCAAUCUUCCAUAGAUGGCUAUCUGGUUGAUGAUUUGGUAUUUAGUGUUAUUCUUUCUCUCCUUUUACAUCGGCCUCCAGUUUGGUAAGCAAAACAAUUUAAAGAUGAAAGAGAAACUCUUAACCAAACCUCCAAACACUUUAUGGCAUAACUCCUCUGAGUUUGGGCCACUUAGAAUUCCUCCUCCUCCAUUUCCUAUUCGCCCUAUCUUUUUGACGGUCAAGAACCAGUUACUUGAAGAAACUGAGCAUCUUUCUCACCCGCUUGACUACGAUUUCUACCGCGACUCAUGCCCCAACGCCGAGCGAAUUGUUCGAACUGUGGUUGAACAUUUGUAUCAAGUCCGCUCCGAUAUGGCCCCUGCACUCCUCCGCCUCAUCUUUCAUGACUGCUUUGUUCAGGGAUGUGAUGCCUCUGUGUUACUGGAUCCCUCCGAUGAAAUUGGUUCGGAGAAAGAGUCUCUUCCUAAUGAAACUUUGAGAGGUUUUGAUUUAAUUGACACAAUAAAGUCAAAGCUUGAAGAAGAAUGUCCUGGGGUUGUUUCUUGUGCUGAUGUUCUUGUUUUGGCCGCCAGAGAUAGUGUUGCCUUGUCUGGAGGUCCCUUCUAUCCUGUAUAUACUGGUAGAAGGGACAGUGUUGCUGCUUACUCAAACCUCGCAAGGGAUGUUCUUCCUUCUCCUCAUGAUAACAUUUCCCUGCUUCUACACACCUUUGCAUCUCGGGGGUUCGACGAAAGAGAAACCGUCAGUCUUUCUGCUGCUCACAGCAUUGGAGUGAUCCGGUGCAAAUUCUUCGAAAAUCGUCUCUAUGACUUCGAUGGGAGUCAUGAGCCUGACCCAUCUAUGGACCCCGAAUUGGCAUCUCUUUUGAGGAAAAAAUGCCAAAAAAGUAGUUCCACAUCUUCUGAAUCACAGCCUUGUUUCUGUGAUUCCUCAACUGAGGAGCCAGGAAUGCUUAUGAGCGAUGAGGGAUCAGCUUUCAGUACCCAAUACUAUCACAGCAUCUUGCAAGGCAGAGGAAUCCUCUAUACUGAUCAGCAGCUGAUGGCAGCCGAAGCAACUGGGAACUGGGUUAGAGCAUAUGCUGCAGAUGCCUUUUUAUUCCGCCGAGACUUUGCUUUGACAAUGAUGAAGCUCUCAGACCUCCAAGUCUUGACAGCUCCAACGGGUCAGAUCCGGUUCAGUUGUUCAAAAGUAGCAUAAGGGAGAUGAAGAGAUUGAGGACUGUAAAUAAUUGUGGCGUUUUUUAAAAUGUAAAAUUUAUCUUCAUUUUUCUCUUGCUAUUACAAAGUUUUACCAUACCGAAUAGCGACUGGAGACAUCUUAAUCACUAGGGAUACUUAGUUCAAACAAACAUUGUAAAAGUUAGAUAUUUUUUCAAUGAAAUUGAUAGUAAUGACAAGUCUUCUUUGAGCUUUA